This is a messenger RNA of Nelumbo nucifera (sacred lotus), 1301 nucleotides long. It is a transcript of the gene AUR3, whose product is annotated as ataurora3. The record is from RefSeq and is a predicted model, not a curated record. Gene Ontology annotation, biological process: protein phosphorylation. NCBI's taxonomy places the organism in Eukaryota, Viridiplantae, Streptophyta, Magnoliopsida, Proteales, Nelumbonaceae. Gene Ontology annotation, molecular function: ATP binding; protein kinase activity.
AUCACAAGUCACAACAGACUUCCCUCGCAUUCCGACGCGGCUUCUCUAUCUUCUCUCAUCUUCUCAUCGACACAGGACGAGGCUAACAGAUUCUCAGAUGUAACAUCGAGCGGCUUCUUAUCCGCUCUCAUUUCUUCGAAUCCCAAACCCUAGCUCAGAUCAGAUCAGAUAUCCACAUGGAUUCCCAAAUUCAAGAAUCCAGUCGAACGAAUGAACAAAAUCAGCAGCGGGAACAACAACCAUCCCGGAAGCAAUGGUCUUUGCAUGAUUUCGAUAUCGGAAGACCUCUCGGGAAAGGGAAGUUUGGGAGAGUGUAUCUUGCCAGAGAAAAGAAGAGCAAAUAUAUAGUUGCACUUAAGGUUAUAUUCAAGGAACAAAUUGAGAAGUACAGGCUGCACCACCAGCUGAGGCGGGAGAUGGAGAUACAGAGUAGUCUCAGUCACCCAAAUGUUCUCCGUCUCUUCGGUUGGUUUCACGAUGGUGAGCGAAUCUUCUUAAUUCUCGAGUACGCACACAGGGGAGAGAUUUAUAGGUUGUUGAGGAAGUCCGGAUACCUAUCCGAGAAGCAAGCAGCCACUUAUAUUGCGAGCCUCACGCAAGCGCUAGCUUACUGCCAUGACAAACAUGUAAUUCACAGAGACAUCAAACCAGAGAACUUGUUGCUGGAUUUUGAGGGCCGACUAAAAAUUGCAGACUUUGGAUGGUCUGUUCAGUCGAGAAGCAAAAGACACACUAUGUGUGGAACUUUAGAUUAUUUAGCUCCAGAAAUGGUUGAGAACAAAGCCCAUGACUACGCUGUUGAUAACUGGACUUUAGGUGUACUUUGUUAUGAGUUCCUUUAUGGGGUCCCUCCAUUUGAGGCUGAGAGUCAAAAAGAUACAUUCAGAAGGAUAAUGAAGGUUGAUUUGAGCUUCCCUCCUACACCCCAUGUGUCUGCAGAAGCAAAAAAUCUCAUCAGUCGGCUUCUAGUGAAGGACUCUUCAAAAAGGCUUUCCCUUCAGAAGAUCAUGGAGCAUCCUUGGAUUGUUAAGAAUGCAAGCUCUAUGGGUACUUGCAGUCCUGCACUAAAACAACUAGACAAGAUUCUAAUGGAAUUGUAGCCUGUAGACAUCAAAGGGAUUAAUAGAUCACGAAUCACGUGCCAUGGUGGCCUAUCGGGAUUGGCAGGAAGAAAUGUUCUCUGACUUCUCCCAAUAUUUUUAAAAUUUAUUUUCCAUUAUUUCAACAAUUCAUUGAAUUUGUGGGUUAUUUUUUCUUCUCAUGUGUGAGACAUUGUUUGGUCAUAUGGCCCGUAUCACCCU